Closterium sp. Naga37s-1 is the source of this 2306-nucleotide messenger RNA. NCBI's taxonomy places the organism in Eukaryota, Viridiplantae, Streptophyta, Zygnematophyceae, Desmidiales, Closteriaceae. The record is from the annotation of a GenBank genome assembly.
UCACAGCUCUGGUUGACUGCCAGAAGGAGUGGGGCGUGACAAUGGAGGGGUGGGCGGAAGGAGGCGAGUGCACGGAGGAGCAGGCGUAUAAAGACGAGUUUGAGGAUGGGAACCCAAUGCCCGACUGGCGAAAGCCCAGAGGCAUUCUGUGCGAUGGGGACGGCAUGGUAACCAUCAUGCACAUGGCGGGAGAGGGCCUCCGGGGCUCCAUACCAGCAUCCAUUGGUUCCCUCAUCCAACUCUCCUACCUAGAACUGAAUGCAAAUUGGCUAACAGGAACCAUUCCCGAGGCUCUUGAGCAACUCACCACACUCUAUGUUCUGUCACUCGACAGCAAUGCACUUACUGGUCUUCCCAAUAACCUCGGCAGCGGUCUCGUUAGUUUAGGUCUAAUGAAUCUGCGGGACAACUCGCUAGCUGGCAGCAUUCCCGACUCGGUCAGCAACAUGGGACAGCUGUCAUUUCUGGACAUGGCAUACAGCAGGCUCUCUGGCCCCGUUUCACAGGUGUUCACCAUACCCACUCUUCAAAACAUGGACCUCUCUCGCAACAACCUGACAGGCCCAUUGCCUACAUCAACGGCCGGGAUGGGCGUGCUCACGUGGUUGCAACUGGCAUCAAAUCGUCUAACUGGCACAGUUCCAUUGAUUGAGUUCCCCAAUUUCCUCCAAGCACUGGACCUAUCUAACAACGAAAUCACGGGCCGUAUGCCUGCCACGUUUUCCGGCGCCCCAAGUCUUAAGUCCAUAAACCUCGCAAACAACAAGAUCACGGGGACCAUCCCUGCCACUUUGAGCGAGCUUGAAGAUCUCACUGAACUAUUCCUGUCAGGAAACCAGCUCUAUGGCUCCAUACCAGAAGAUCUCACAGCCAUUCCAUCCCUUUACACGCUAGACGUGGCACGCAAUUACCUCACGGGGCCCAUUCUGAAUCCUGCCAGCAUGCCAGAGUAUGCCUACUAUGACUACAGCAGCAACUACCUCUCGGGAGGCCUGCAAGAAUCCGACUGCUCGCUGGACUCCAUGCGUCUCGGCGCCAACUGCUUUUCCAUUCCAUCGGCAGCAGCAGCAGCAGCGGGCUCGUGCAAAGGUGCUGAGCAGCGGCCGGCAGCAGUGUGUGAGGCGUUCUGUGGGAUUGCCAACAGCACCACGCCUGCUUGCGGGGGCCUGGGAGUGUGCCACCCGGACGGUCCGAAUCUUGUUCCCACGUGCCUGUGUCACGAUGGGUUCGUGGAGGAUGGAGGGAUCUACUGCAUCGCUGCGGGCUCGCUCCGAAACGGUGACGUGGUGGAGCCGACUGUUCUCACCAAGGGCACAGCAGCAGAGACAGGCAGUGUAUUCACUGCCGACCCUCUCGUGCUCUUCUCGUACGAUUCUGUCAAGGAGGGCUGUGGCACCCAGCUGCAGUUCCAAGCCAACUUCACCUUCUUCAUGUUCCCCACUGCUGCUGCUGCUUCUGCGAGCAACCCCGAUCGCCAGGGGGCCAACGGGCUGGCGUUUGUGAUUUCCGCGACGAACGCAGCAGGAUCUGGCGGGGAGGGGGGAGGGGUGGGGUACGCUGGCAUGGACGCUCGGAGCAUAGCCGUAGAGUUUGACACGUUCACAGAUGCAGCGCAUGGGGACAUGCCCGGCCACCACGUGGGGCUCAACAUUGGCGGCAGCGCCACUUCCGUCAAGGCCGUCCGUGCUCCCUUCCCACUCAACGGCCGCAAUGCGUACACAGCAUGGAUUGACUACAAACCGGGAAGCCCAGGAACUCUGAGGGUGUAUCUCGCUCGGGAUGAUAUCAAACCUGGCGUGCCUCUACUGGAGAGCCCUCUGUCGCUGUGUGACGUGCUGCAGCCAACUGCUGCUGAACCGUCCUUCUACUUUGGGUUUGUGGCGUCUACCGUGGCCCCUUACCUUCAACAGCACGCCAUCCUGGUGUCUCUCAUUCGAACAGGGUUUUCGGUUUCCGCAAAGCCCAGUACAGUAUCCAUCGUUCCAGCCUAUGGACUAACGGUGUCGGCAGCAACGUUCCGCCCGGCUCGGGCGAGUCCGUUCACGCGGUACGUGAGUGCGUCGUACACUCUCACGCAGUCGGGGCAGCAGGACGCCUGGCUCCUCCGCGACCCCUCCUCCUGGGAUGUGCCGUGGCUCUCCUGGCCCGUCAAGGACCAGGACGCCUGCAGUGAGUGCCGUGGGGACGAGGGUGGAUGGGUGGUGGGAGGGAGGAGUGGAGGGGGAAUGAACCGAAGCUUCUGGUUGCAAAAGCAGUGCACUGUGCUCCAUUCCCCUGCGUUCUCCCUCGUACAUCUUUCAUUGUAG